AUGUUCAACCCACCCAAACUUCACAAACACGACUGGUUCAUGACCAUGGUAACCACGCUGAUCGAGUCAUCGGUGAAAGGCGGAGGCAGCGGUGACGACGGUGACGGUGACGACGACGACGACCACGGUUGGUCCGGUCUGUACGGCCCGAACGGCACCUUUGACGGAGGCGGCGGUAGUGGCGACGGCCCGUUCAACUUCACAGUCAAGCGGGCGCUGGACGCGAUAUUCGAGAACCAGCUGGACGUGGACAAGGUACUGGUGCUGUACCUGGAGGUGGCUAUCGUGGUCGCGUACGGCGUGCUGUUCGUUAUCGGGCUCGUGUCCAACGGGCUGGUGUGCUUCGUCGUGUUCCGGCAGUGCGGCAAGAAGAACGUGCCAAGCCAGGGGCCGUCGCCCCGCAACCUGUACAUCGUCAACCUGGCGUUCGCCGACAUCAUCAUGUGCGUGGUGUGCAUGCCGUUCACGCUGUGGGCGCUCAUGUCCCGCCGCUGGACGUGGGGCCUGAUCAUGUGCAAGACGGUGCCGGCCGCCCAAGGCGCCAACAUAACCGUGUCCGCGUGCACCAUAACCGCCAUCGCUCUGGACAGGUACUUCACAAUCGUCCGGAAUCCUCGGGGCUCGGUGUUCCGGUGCAGCGUGGCCAAGACGCUGGUACUUAUCUGGAUGGUGUCGUUUGCGGCCAUGGUGCCGCUGUUGUUAUACCAGAACGUCGAGGAGGUGAACGUCGGACCCAUCAGGUUGUACGAGGCGUGCGUCGAGAAAUGGCCGAACCGCAUGGCCCAACAGACGUUCACCGUCGGCCUGGCAGUCGCCCAGUUCGUGUUGCCGUUCACCACCAUAUCGCUGAUCCACCUGAAGAUAUCGUCCUACCUCACAGUGCACCUCAAACACCCGGCCGUCCCAUCCAAGGAGAUCAACUGUAGACGAGUGCGGAGAGAGCUGAGCCGGAACAAGCGGACCAUGUGGAUACUGUCAUCGAUCGCGGUGGUGUUUGCAAUCAGCUGGCUACCGCUGACAGUAUUUACUCUGCUCGUCGAAUUCCAGCCGCACCUGAUCGAUUCCACGGACGCACUGUACAAGGCGUUCGCGGUCGUCCACAUGAUGGCCAUGUCGACCACGUGCACCAACCCUCUGCUGUACGGCUGGCUCAACACCAACUUCCGGCGGGAUAUAUCCGGUAUAUGCCGGCAGAUGUGGUACUGCUGCGGUGACCAGAAACCACCUCCCAGGCGGAGGCGGUACCCGUCUGUGGCCACCGACUACCGCGGCCCGAACGACCGGCGGCUGGGGCUUGGGUCCGAAGCUGCCGGCGGAUGCGGUGGAGGGGGUGGCGGCGGUGGCGGUUUCGGUGGAGGUGGUGGUAGCCGGAGGCACCAGAUGCACCACGACCCCGAGACCACCGGCAUGUCGAUGGUGGUCAAGAGUGACCGGAGGUUCAGCACCAGUUACCUGACCACGCUGACCACGGUCACGUCCCGGUCGCAACCGGGUUCCAGCAUGGGCCGCGUCGAGAACGUCUAG
Messenger RNA from Macrosiphum euphorbiae (potato aphid), 1524 nucleotides. The record is from the annotation of a GenBank genome assembly. Lineage: Eukaryota; Metazoa; Arthropoda; Insecta; Hemiptera; Aphididae.